GCCGAUAACGAAGCCCAAUCCAAAACCAUGACCCAAAUCCAACGUCAAGAAUUCACAUGUACAUCGUCGUCAACCGAAUCAAAGCUCAAGUGAGGCUCAGAAGACACAGUAGAGCGUCUACUGUAGAGAGAAAAACGACGUAAUGGGAAGGAAGAAGGGAGUAGCAGAGUUCGAGGAAUCGCCGCCCGAUGACUUCGAUCCGUCGAACCCAUACAAGGAUCCAGUGGCGAUGCUUGAGAUGAGGGAGCACGUCGUCAGGGAGAAGUGGAUCGAUAUUGAGAAGGCCAAGAUCUUGAGGGAGAAGCUAAAAUGGUGCUAUCGCAUAGAAGGCGUCAACCACCUCCAGAAGUGCCGCCACCUCGUUCGUCAAUAUCUCGACUCCACUCGCGGCAUUGGCUGGGGCAAGGACCAGCGUCCUCCCUCUUUACAUGGUCCUAAGGUGGAGGCACUUACGUCUGAGUGAAUGGUUAUAUUGAGGUGACUAAAGUUAGAAGAAGAUAUGCUCUGGAAUUGUGGGGAAGGCAAUGGUUCGCUGUGAUUGUGUUUGCUUAAUCUGGAUUCCUAUCAUCCACAGUUUUUACUCAUCUUUCCUGCAAUGUACAGAGGCCAGAAAUUGCUCUCUGGAUCUUAUAAUCCUUUUCCUUUUGACAUCAAAAUAACAUCAUUGACGUGGACAGGGACAAGGAAUGAAAGUAACCCAGAUAAUGAAAUAAAAAUUUUCCUA
Hevea brasiliensis (rubber tree) is the source of this 724-nucleotide messenger RNA. Its product is annotated as NADH dehydrogenase [ubiquinone] 1 beta subcomplex subunit 10-B. The transcript is spliced from 3 exons. NCBI's taxonomy places the organism in Eukaryota, Viridiplantae, Streptophyta, Magnoliopsida, Malpighiales, Euphorbiaceae. The record is from RefSeq and is a predicted model, not a curated record. The coding region runs from base 143 to 463 and encodes 106 amino acids.